GUGCGGAUCAUGCUCGCGAAGCCCGGGCGCCUCACACGGCAGGACACGCUCGACGUCCUGCAGCGGCCCGCGGACAAGGUGUCGCGGUACCCCAUGUUUCGGCCGCUCACAGGGCCGCACAACGUUCUCGAGGAGAUGCGCGUCGAGCUGGAACCUGUGUGGAAAUUUACGGCGCGUUCGUCCUGAAUCGCCGCGUAUCUAGACCUCCACGCCAUCGCCGCGACGCCUGCUCAAUACGUGGCGGUGUCGGUUCCUCACAACUCGACUCAGCCAGCACGGGCACGACGACAAACUGGUUGAUUUGAUUUCCACACAGGCUGGAACGGGUGCACGCGUGGCGCCACCCGCCGCGCAAGGAGCGGUCGAAGCGCAAGCGCGCGGCGCGCGUCAUUCAGGCGCGGUGGCGCGGGACCCCGCUGAAGCCCGAGGUGGACCGCGACGCGCUCGAGGCGAUCUUCACGGAGUUCUGCCGGGUCUACCGCAUGGCCGACAUGAACAACACGAUCUGGGCCAAGCUCUGUAGGGAGACGAAGGGGCUGCUGGACGACAAGUUCACGCGCGACUCGGGCAUCGACAUGAUCUGGACGCGCUGCGCGAAGACGAACAAGACCGUCGGCUUCCCCGUCUUCGAGGCCAUGCUGCGCGAGGUCGCGGCCCUGAAGGGCAUGGAUCUGUUUCAGCUCGAGUCGUUGGUCGUCGAAAACGCGAAAGUGAAGCAGUCCGGCACCAAAGCCCAGAACGUCAAGUUCUACGAGGUGCCCAAGCCGAAGACGACGAAGGGCGACCAGAUCGACCUCGCGUCGAUGACGAACACGGGGCGAUAAGACCAAGAUAGCUAC
Molecule: messenger RNA, 839 nt
Organism: Pelagomonas calceolata
Lineage: Eukaryota; Pelagophyceae; Pelagomonadales; Pelagomonadaceae
Source: the annotation of a GenBank genome assembly